Messenger RNA from Vigna umbellata (rice bean), 1354 nucleotides. NCBI's taxonomy places the organism in Eukaryota, Viridiplantae, Streptophyta, Magnoliopsida, Fabales, Fabaceae. The record is from RefSeq and is a predicted model, not a curated record.
CUGGCAAGCAUGCAUGCAUGCCCUUUCCCCUUGACUCUGUUAAUUUGAAUAAUGUUUGAAAUGAUGAACUGCUAUGAUGUGUAACUAUGAAACAUCAUCGAUCAUGUCAAUGGUGAAUUCGUCAUAACUUUCCAAAGGGUAUCCACAAAACCCAACAUGACAGGCUGUUGCUUCCCGGUGACCCUCGAUCGGUCUCGCAGUCGCAGGGGAAGCUCCAAGCUUUGUUCAUCUAAACAUCGGAGAAAAGAGAACUAUAAAGGGCCUCUGAUUGUUUGCUUUGGGGAGAUGAUGAUGAAUUUGGUCCCAACGGUGUUACCAAUGUCCCUUGCAGAGGCAGCAGCCUAUAAGAAAUUCCCUUCUGGGGCCACUGCCAAUGUUGCAGUCGGAAUUUCUAGAUUAGGAGUUUCAGCAGCUUUUAUUGGCAAGGUGGGAAAUGAUGAAUUUGGCUGUAUGUUAUCUGAUAUUCUGAAACAAAAUGGUGUUGACAGUUCGGGCCUACUCUUUGAUGAUGAUGCAAGAACAGCAUUGGCAUUUUAUGCUCUUAAGAGUAACGGAGAACCUGAAUUCAUGUUUUACAGAAAUCCAAGUGCUGAUAUGCUUCUUCGUCCUCAAGAGAUUGAUCCAAGCCUCAUAAAGAAGGCCACAAUAUUUCAUUAUGGUUCAGUCAGUUUAAUUACGGAGCCUUGUAGGUCAGCUCACCUUGCAGCAAUGAGUGUUGCCAAAGUCUCAGGCUGUAUCCUUUCCUAUUCUCCAAAUUUGGCAUUGCCACUAUGGCCAUCAAAGGAGGCUGCAAGACAGGGCAUCAUGAGUAUCUGGAACUAUGCCGACAUUAUUAAGGUAAGUGUGGAUGAACUUCGACUCUUGAUCGAAGGUGAUGAUCCUUAUGAUGACAAAGUGAUCAUGAUGAAGCUGUACCACUACAAUCUCAAACUUCUGGUUGUCACUGAAGAAGGACGAGGCUGUAGAUACUACACCAAGGACUUUAAAGGAUGGCUUGCUGGUUUUAAAGUGGAAGUAGUUGAUACAACUGGAGCAGGUGAUUCGUUUGUAGCAGGAUUAUUGAGCAUUGUGGCUGCACACAAUCAUAUCUAUAAGGAUGAGAAAAGGUUAAGGGAGGCCCUUGAUUUUGCAAAUGCUUGUGGUGCUGUCACAGUAACAAGGAGAGGAGCCAUACCUUCACUUCCCACAAAGGAUGUUGUUCUCAGACUUCUGUUUUCCCGCUUCAAUUCAUAGAUUUCCCAAUGUAUUGGUUAUCUCAAAUUCAGUUCAUGUUAGUUUGAGGCCUGUGGCAUUUCCUGUUCUUCAUUUGCUAUAAACAUUUUAACAAUUAGGGAACUACUAACAUGACAAAUGC